This is a messenger RNA of Beta vulgaris subsp. vulgaris (sugar beet), 2001 nucleotides long. Its product is annotated as uroporphyrinogen-III synthase, chloroplastic. The transcript is spliced from 9 exons. The coding region runs from base 655 to 1581 and encodes 308 amino acids. The record is from RefSeq and is a predicted model, not a curated record. Gene Ontology annotation, cellular component: chloroplast. Gene Ontology annotation, biological process: uroporphyrinogen III biosynthetic process. NCBI's taxonomy places the organism in Eukaryota, Viridiplantae, Streptophyta, Magnoliopsida, Caryophyllales, Amaranthaceae. Gene Ontology annotation, molecular function: uroporphyrinogen-III synthase activity.
CUCUGGAGGAGGGUUAUCAUUGAGGUUAGGGAUAGUGGUUUGUCGGCAUUCACCGACAUGUCUAUUAACGUGAGUAUAUGGCGUUAGGGUGUACUACCAACUCCUCUACCAGGUUUGUGGUGCAAGGUACACUAUUACGUUCUAUAAUAAAAUAUAAACUACAAAGAGAUACAUUAUUUAGAAUAGUAUUGAUCCCAUUACAUUGGUGAUCCUUUUUUUUUUUUAGAAAAUUUUUUUUUAGCAGUUGAGAAGAACUACCUUUUAAUAGUAGAACGAAUUCGUGCUGAUAACGUGUUGUAUUAUAGAGAGAUUUUAUGCAAGAUUGGAGAGUAUGCUCUUAUUGUUGUGUUCUUCAUUUUCUCCCGCGAAGUGCGGUAUAUAUUGUGCCAGGUGAAUAAUUCACCCGGUAAUACAUCAUAUCACUGCAUAACUGCAAAGAAGUGUCUAAUCAUGGACGGCAAAAUACGGCGCUGUUUUAUCCGUUCACGGUUUACAACGGUUAGAAGUUUCUGUUGAUAUAAACCCAACAAACUGAAAUUUCCAUUUUCUUUCAAAAAAAAAAAAAAAAAACUGAAAUUUCCAUUUUAUUUCUUCUCUGAGUGAAGAAUCUGACGUUUUCCUUCCCAAAAUCUUUUCAUUUUUUAGCGUCCAAAAAUGGGUUCUAUCACUCUUCAAUCCUUUCUCUCUCCUCCAUUGUUGUCUUCCUUUUCCCCUUCCGCUAAGCUUCGUGGCCAAAUCCGUUUUCCUUCGGUCUCAAUCCGAGCAUCUUCAGCCACCUCUUCAUCAUUGCAUUUCAACCCCGAAGUUGUCGUUACCAGAGAACGUGGCAAGAAUGGCAAGCUCAUCACUGCUCUGGCAAAACAUGGCAUCCACUGCUUGGAGCUGCCUCUCAUUGAGCACGCAGAGGGACCUGACUUAGACAAGCUUCACUCUGCUUUAAUUGAAACCAGAUUUGAUUGGAUCGUUAUCACUUCUCCUGAGGCGGGGUUGGUGUUUCUAGAAGCAUGGAGGACUGCUGGGUCACCAAGUGUUAAAGUUGGAGUAGUUGGUGCUGGUACAGCCAGUGUGUUCAAGGAUGUGGGGCAGUCAUCUAAUGGCCUUAAAAUUGCAUUUGCACCAUCAAAAGCAACUGCUAAGGUUCUGGCGUCGGAGCUUCCAAAGCAUGGGGAUGAAAAAUGUAGGGUCUUGUAUCCAGCAUCAGUAAAAGCUAGCAAUGAGAUAGAGGAAGGCCUUUCAACUCGGGGAUUUGAUGUGACCAGGCUAAACACCUAUACGACGGUGGCUGUUCGGCAUGUCGAUCCUCAGCUCUUAGAACAAGCCUUUGCUUCUGCUGUUAUUGCAGUUGCUUCCCCCUCUGCUGUUCGAGCUUGGCUCAAAGUUAAUCCUUCUGCGGGGGAGUGGAAUAAUGCGGUUGCUUGUAUUGGUGAGACAACUGCUCUGGCUGCAAAAAAGUUAGGCCUGCAAAAUGUCUACUAUCCGCUCAAUCCUGGACUUGAAGGAUGGGUUGAUAGCAUCAUCGAUGCGCUAAAGGCGCAGGAUCAUGACCACAAGGUCCGCAAUGCUGCCAUUUCAGCUUUUUAGUUCGCAAGUUUCUUUUGUGACACUUCUUUACUGAUAGCAUCUGCAUAAUGUUCAGGCAGUGGUAGGCUAGGGAGCUAUCAGCCUAUGAUAUUUCAUGGAGACAGCAUUAGCAAUACUAAUCUAAUAUCCUGCUCAAGUUUCUUUUGAUUUUGUCAAGAUAGAACUAAAUUAGUUGGUCAUGCCGGGAGGAGAGCAUUCUGGUUCCAUGGGUCCGCCACUGGCGGGGUUGGCCAACGGAUUAGAUGGAUGUACAUCUAAUUUUAUAUUCUUUGUAUGUACAGAGCCAAGAUGGUGGUCUGACGUCAAAAUAUGUAUUUUUUUUUUCUGUUAGUUCAUCUGGGAGUGCCUUCUAAUUAUAAUGAUGGGAUAGUACGACCACCUAUACAGAUAUAAAAAGGGUCGAGCAAAUAGUUAAGGGUC